Polyodon spathula (Mississippi paddlefish) is the source of this 3343-nucleotide messenger RNA. RefSeq names its product alanine aminotransferase 2-like. The coding region runs from base 191 to 1663 and encodes 490 amino acids. NCBI's taxonomy places the organism in Eukaryota, Metazoa, Chordata, Actinopteri, Acipenseriformes, Polyodontidae. Gene Ontology annotation, biological process: biosynthetic process. The record is from RefSeq and is a predicted model, not a curated record. Gene Ontology annotation, molecular function: L-alanine:2-oxoglutarate transaminase activity; pyridoxal phosphate binding. The transcript has 12 exons.
CUAGUCACGAAUACUUGUAUUGAUCUUUCUAUCUCGCUCUCUCGCUAGUGAACUAUAAACGAGAGAGCUCAGACAAGUCCAAAGGUCCCUUUCUAUCUUCUAUCAUCGCUCUACAUGAUAAACACAUUAUAUUACGCAGCAUUUCUCUGGGUUUUCUGCGGGUCACCGGAACAGUUUCAUUCAACGGAAGAUGUCUGAGAACGGAGUGUUAUUCCAGUCUCGGGGAAAGGUGCUGACGGUGGACACCAUGAACCCCGCCGUGAAGAAAGUGGAAUACGCGGUCCGGGGUCCCAUCGUCACCCGAGCCGUGGAGCUCGAGAAGGAACUGAAACAGGGUGUGAAGAAGCCGUUCACUGAGGUCAUCAAGGCCAACAUCGGAGACGCCCACGCCAUGGGCCAGCGGCCAAUCACCUUCCUACGACAGGUGAUUGCUCUGUGCACCUACCCGGACCUCUUGAAUGAUAACAAGUUCCCGGAGGAUGCAAAGGAGCGAGCGCGCAGGAUCCUGCAGGCCUGUGGAGGGGGCAGCAUCGGGGCGUACAGUGCCAGUCAGGGUAUCGAGUGUGUUCGUCAGGACGUGGCGCAAUACAUCGAGAGGAGAGACGGAGGAAUCCCUUCCGACCCAAACAACAUUUACCUGUCCACUGGAGCCAGCGACGCCAUCGUGACUCUUCUGAAGCUGCUGGUGUCGGGUGAGGGGAGGUCUCGCACAGGGGUACUGAUCCCCAUCCCUCAGUACCCCCUGUACUCGGCAGCCCUGUCGGAGCUGGGUGCUGUGCAGGUCAAUUACUACCUGGACGAGGAGAACUGCUGGGCCCUGGAUGUGCAGGAGCUGCGGAGAGCGCUGACUGCAGCCAGGCAGCACUGCCAGCCCAAAGUACUAUGCAUCAUCAACCCGGGCAACCCCACCGGUCAGGUCCAGAGCAAGAAGUGCAUUGAAGAUGUGAUCCGAUUCGCUGCCGAAGAGAAGCUCUUUCUGAUGGCGGACGAGGUCUACCAGGAUAACAUCUACGCACAGGGCUGCCAGUUCCACUCCUUCAAGAAAGUUUUGUAUGAGAUGGGGCCUGAGUACUGGCACACUGUGGAGCUCGCCUCCUUCCACUCCACAUCCAAAUGCUACAUGGGAGAGUGUGGGUUCCGGGGCGGGUACAUGGAGGUGAUCAAUCUCGACCCCCAGGUCAAGCAGCAGCUCGUCAAGCUGGUGUCGGUGCGGCUGUGUCCCCCUGUCCCGGGACAGGUCCUGUUGGACGUCAUCGCCAACCCCCCCAGAGAGGGGGAGCCCUCGUACGAGCAGUUUAUCAAGGAGAAGACUGCAGUUCUGAAUAACCUGGCAGAGAAGGCCCGGCUCACAGAGGAGAUAUUCAAUACUGUUCCAGGGAUCAAGUGCAACCCGGUGCAGGGAGCCAUGUACUCCUUCCCCAGGAUUGAGAUCCCAGACAAGGCUGUGAAGGAGGCCCAGGCGAAGGGUCAGUCUCCAGACAUGUUCUACUGCAUGAAGCUUCUGGAGGAGAUGGGGAUCUGCGUCGUACCGGGCAGUGGCUUCGGACAGAGAGAGGGGACACACCACUUCAGGAUGACUAUUCUCCCGCCAACAGAGAAGCUCAGGAUCCUUCUGAACAAGCUGAAGGAGUUCCACGAGAGGUUCACCCGCGAGUAUUCCUAAACAGACCCCGAGAACCAAGCACAGCAAUCCCACCCAGAGUAUCUGAACGGAGACCCUUUCCAUGAGGGAACCCAGAGAAAAAAUCCAGCCAUCUUCUGUCACAGGAAAAAAUCCAAUGCACAAAAGCCACAGUGUAAAUAUUUGCCAGCAGAUUCCAGGCUACAGCCUCCCAGGGCAGUGUGGUCUGUGGACUGGAGAUGGGGAUUCUGGGUGCAGAUCCCACACCAGCCGUCGUCAAAGUCAGAUGUACUCCAGGGUGUUACUGCUUUUAAUGGUCAUUUUAAAUUUUACAUUUAUGUUGUGCAUUUUGCAAUAGAAAACAGAACUAAUAUCUGUAGAAAACAAAAAUAUAUCAAGAAAUCUGGGAAAGUAACAUUUAUUGAGAGAGAAAUGCAGAUUGUCUUAACCUGUGUAGUUUUCUAAUAGUUAUAAACACUACUGCUAGGGCGUUGACUUUUUAAAAGUGUAAAACAAUUGUUGUAUUAAAAAGAAUAUCUUCAUCAGUUUAUUUCAUUUUGAAGGCGGUCUAAACAAAAACUUCAAAUUUGUAGAGAUUAAAAGUAAAAACGUGGGGUUUACUGUGUUUUUACUGAAUAUUCUUUCAAAAAUCAAACAAACACUCUUUGAUUUGGAAUUAUCUGGAAUUUAAUUUGCGCACAUUAGUUAAAAUAAAAAUAACAACCUGUGUAUCUUAGUACCUCCGUGCCUGGAAGCGACCCUGUGUUGUAGCUCCUUCCUUACUUAUUAAUAUAGUACCUCACUACAGAAGCCAUCUCUCUAGGUGCCUUGUCAUGAAGUGAUUUUGUUGUAAUACCUCAGGUUGUUAUUAGACUAUGCUCUGCUCACCACUGCGCCUUAGCCCCACAGCUUCAAAGUGUUUUUAUAGGGUGAAAGGGAAGCAGAGAGGUAUGGUAAAUCCUAUUUAAAAAUAAGGCAAACUAUGGUAAAGAAUGGGAAAAGUAACUGCAAAAUGAUGUGCAAAUUUUUAUAAAGGAUGAAAAGCCAAGAGAAUGACUGUGAAGAUGCUGGUCUAGUGUCUUUUUUUUGCCUGACCAGGCUGCGCUGCAAAGUAUAUUGAAGCAUCCUUCCCCUGUGGUUCCCACAAGCUUUGACUGGAUUGCAGAGCAUUACCUCUGUUCUCUGCUUGCGGUGCUCAGACACUAAAGUGCCUUAUUGUGUAACCGGGAUCGGAGUUGCUAUAGUAACGUGAGCUCUGUAUUCACGUGUUUGCUCUCAGUGUCAACGGUGCACACACUGGGGUCCCCGAGAAAUUCUGGAAGCUUCUCUUCUGUACAAUGUCUUGUGUUUUUAAAGUACAGUAAAAUGUUCUUUUAGUGCUGUGGGGAUAAUGUCCACAUUACCCAUUUACUUUCACUGCGGUUCAUCCCUAUUCAAAAUUGGUUUUAAGAAGCCCCACCCCAAAAAGACAAGUUUGAGAACUUCUGCUUUACUGAGAGAGAUGCUCUGCCAGUCUCAGACAAGCUAAACCCCUGUCUUUCAUCACAUCUCACUGGAUAUCAAUGCCAGGUAGCUGGCUACUACUGGUACAGUACAGCCUGCAGCUGUAGCAUUCAGGUCUCCUUAAAUUGCACAAUUAAUGAAAUAUUAUGAAAUCAUGCAUAAUUUACUGUAAAUGUAGGUGUUAUCUGAAAUGUUUAAUUACGUUUUAAAUAAAGACUU